Molecule: messenger RNA, 1874 nt
Organism: Erinaceus europaeus (western European hedgehog)
Lineage: Eukaryota; Metazoa; Chordata; Mammalia; Eulipotyphla; Erinaceidae
Gene: FAM181A
Product: family with sequence similarity 181 member A
Exons: 2
Coding region: 522-1661 (379 amino acids)
Source: RefSeq, a predicted model, not a curated record
CAAACAGAAAGACAAGAUUCCUGAGGGUUCGGCUGCCUUCCCAUGGUUAUGCCGGCCUCCUCCUCCUCGGCCACCGGCUGCCCGACAGCUCAGCCGCUCGAGGGAGCCGGCAGCAAGCACUUGGGGCGGAGGGCCGGUGCCGGCAGGGAUGGGGGCGGGGAGCCACUCAGCACUCAAGGACAGCAGGGAGAGGGGCUGCCUGGCUUACCCAUCUGAUUGUCUGUCUGCACUGGAGCAUGGCCGCCACGGCCCGAGCCUCUGAGAAGAGUUGCCUGUCUGCUCUGGGCCCAGAGCCUCCCGGGUCCUGGCUCUCCACGCACACACAGGCGGUCCCCUCCAGAAACCAGGGAGCCGAGGUCAAGGGGAGGAGGGGCACGGAGGCCGAGGGGAGAGUGGGCUGGAGGGGUAGAAUUUACCGGGAAAUGAUUGCCUUUGGGAGCUGUCUUUUUUUGUCACGGUCCCCAUGGUGACAAUUUGUGACAGCAAAGAAUGUGGGAACGGGGCACUGCGGCCUGAUUGGGAUGCUUUGUAUUUGGAGAGGCGCUCCUGAUUGGCCUGGGGCCUCCAGCUCCCAGGACGCGCUCCUCCAUUCAGCCCACUUGAGGGCCUGCCGGCCGGACAGACAGACAGACAGAGCUCACUGGCUGCUGGGCCCGGCCCCGAUCUUCAGCGGCGGGGAACCUGCCGGCCAUACGGGCCGGAGCUGGGAGCCGGGAGCCGGGGGCCUGGACCGGGUCCUCUCUGAGCCGGUCCCUGGAGCCGCCAGCGCCCCUCCUUCAUGGACAGCCCCGAGCCGAGGCCCUCUGGUGAUGGCCUCUGACAGCGACGUGAAGAUGCUGCUCAACUUUGUGAACCUGGCGUCCAGCGACAUCAAGGCUGCCCUGGACAAGUCGGCGCCCUGCCGUCGCUCCGUGGACCACCGCAAGUACCUGCAGAAACAGCUCAAGCGCUUCUCCCAGAAGUACGCCCGUCUCCCUCGGGGCCUCCCCGGCAGGGGCACCGAGUCUCUCCUGAGGAGGCCGUCCCUCCACCCAGGCCCCGAGCCCACCGGCGGGGCCGGGGGCUACCAGGAGCCGGCCCUGGGGCGACCCUACCGGGAGGAAUGCCUCUCCCAAGAGCUGGGCCCCCCGGGGCUGAAUCCCGAGGUGGCUGGGCCUGGCCAGGUGCCCAUGCGGAAGAGACAGCUGCCCGCCUCCUUCUGGGAGGAGCCACGGCCCACCCACAGCUGCCCCCUGGGGCUGGACGGGGCCCUGGGCCUCCGCGAGGCACCUCCCUACGAGGGCAAGCAACACUGCAAGGGCCUGGGCUCCCUGGGGCCUGAGGUGGUCCCCGUGCCCGCUUCCCCACAGCCACAUGCCGAGAAGGAGCUGCUUAAGAUGCCUGGGGUGUCCUUGCUGGGUUGCACCAAUGCCUGGAGCUGCUGCCCCUUCCAGUGCCGUGGACAUCCCGUCUACCCGGGGCUCCCAGGGGCCCUGGCGCCCAGUCCCACACCUGGCCUGGGCUUCUGGAGGAAGAGCCCAGCCACCCCCGGGGAGCUGGCCCACUUCUGUAAGGAUGCCGACGGCCCGGGCCCCAAGGUGCACAGGCCCGUGGUCCUGAAGCCCAUCCCCACCAAGCCGGCCAUUCCCCCUCCCAUCUUCAAUGUCUUUGGCUACCUCUAGCGGGGCAGGGCGGGUCUGGCCCAGGGCCGUAGGGGUGUCAGGACCCUGAGGUUCUCCCCGAGUGGUGGGGUGCGGUGGGGUCCCCCAGGCUGAGCCACCUGUUUGUCUCUCUGCCUCCCGCAGGGCAUGUCUGCCUCAGCUGCUGUUCUUUGUUGUUCUUUGUACAUAUUGAGAAAGUUAAAGAAUAAAGAUGGUUCCUUUUGCAGUUUCAAA